Vespula vulgaris is the source of this 5350-nucleotide messenger RNA. Its product is annotated as proton-coupled amino acid transporter-like protein pathetic. Gene Ontology annotation, cellular component: vacuolar membrane. The record is from RefSeq and is a predicted model, not a curated record. The coding region runs from base 1192 to 2574 and encodes 460 amino acids. Lineage: Eukaryota; Metazoa; Arthropoda; Insecta; Hymenoptera; Vespidae. The transcript is spliced from 8 exons. Gene Ontology annotation, biological process: amino acid transmembrane transport. Gene Ontology annotation, molecular function: amino acid transmembrane transporter activity.
AGGAGUAAGUUAGCGUAGCGCUGGGUGCUCCGCGUUGUCUGUCGACGGUAGUCAUUCACGUGCGGUGCCUACACCUCUCUAUCUCUCGGUAUAUAUAAACCUGCCUAACGUCGAAGAGGUUGCCCAGUCGCGUUGCGUUUCUCUUAACGGAAUCAAAACUCGAACGGAUUGAAUCGUCGGUCCGUCCGUCCGUUCGUUAGUUUGUCUAUCUAUUUGUCUAUCUAUUUAUCUAUAUAUAUGUAUCUAUUUUAAAAUCAUUUCGAUCGUUCUACGUUCAAUCAUGUAUCAAUGACGUAACGUAAUAAUUAUCGCGAUAUUAUUAUUUGUUAUUAUUGUUAUUUUUAUUGUUGUUUUUGUUCUCUCUCUUUUCUCUUUUUCUUUUUCUUUUUCUUUUUCUCUUCUUUUCUUUUCGUACGAAAUAUUUUCUUUCUCUCUCUCUCUUUCUCUCUUUCUCUCUCUCUGUUUUAUCCUCUCUUGUAUCUAUUUCCGAAUAAAAACGAAAAGAACGACGAAUUUUAUUCUUGAAAUCUCUCGUGACUCUUUUACGAGUAUUUGCCGUGUCGAAGAUAGGAUAAAAGUUUUGAGUAAGAUCGGGUCACGUGAGCUCCACCUAUUACACCUGUUGCAUCGAAACGAAGAUCAAUAAUUUUGUGGUCCUACGAAUAUCGAGAUACUACUGCUGUUAUUGCUACUACUACUACUAUUACUACUACUACUACUGUUGCUGCUGCUGCUACUGCUGCUGCUACUGCUGUUACUGCUGUACUAAUAUUACUACGUUACUAUUACUACGUUUUACUACGACAAAGAACGGUGACUCUGUUACGUCGUAACUGCAUCAACGGUGCUUUCUCUCGUGCGUCAUCGUGAACGAGCGAGAACGUUGCCCCGUUCACAACCCUCAUUUCGAGAGAUCGAUAUCAACGAAAGAAAAAGAAAAAAGGAAAUGCGGAGGAAAAGAUUAUUCGACGGAUUAUCUAACGAUUAAUAAAUCUACGUAUAUCGAUUGAUAUUCGAUUAAUUUAAAUAAAUAAAAUAUAUAUAUAUUCUUCAAUACUUUCAAUCGAUCCCGAUCGAUAGAAUUCAACGAGGAAAAUAAUUUUGAUAUUUCGAUUGAUAGGCAAUUAUUUUAGAGAAGAAAUUUAUUUUCGUAUCUCGCAGCAUCUGUGAUACAUACAACAAACAAUCAUCAUGGGUAAAAUGGAAAAGGAAGCAGAAUCCAACUCGAUGAAGGAUUUUAACAGCAGCACGAAGAUCGCAGCGAUUUCGGUCGGCGAUUACAACGAAAAAGAUGAGUUUUACGAUCCUUUCGAAAACAGAGACAAGAAGCACACCAAUUCCGAUUUAGGUUCGUUGGCUCAUCUUUUGAAAUCUUCGCUUGGUACCGGCAUUUUGGCCAUGCCUAAUGCCAUAAGAAACGGAGGUUUGAUAAUCGGUGGAUUAGGGACGAUAAUCAUCGGUAUGAUAUGUGCUCAUUGCGUUCACAUAUUGGUACGUUCGUCUCAUAUACUCUGCAAACGUACGAAAACACCAAAGAUGACUUAUGCUGAGACAGCCUAUGCUGCUUUUCUCUGUGGACCUAAAAUUUUAAAACCUUGGGCUAAUGCAAGUAAAAUAUUUGUAAACACGGCACUUUGCGCGACCUACAUUGGUGGUGCAUGCGUUUACAUCGUAUUCAUUGCUACAACGAUCCAUCAGAUUGCCGAGUAUUAUAACGGGCACAAUACAAUAAACAAAGGUUCUUUGAUGCUAGCAUUGAUACCAGCAGUGAUUUUAUUAGGACAAAUACGAAAUUUGAAAUACAUGGUACCAUUUUCAAUGGUGGCGAACGUCAGCAUGAUGGUUGGUUUCUCGGUUACGUUAUAUUAUAUUUUCAAAGACCUUCAACCUAUUCAAAACGUCAACAUGUUUUCGGAAACGGAACAAUUACCAAUUUUCUUCGCUACUGUUGUAUUUGCCAUUGAAGGAAUCGGUGUGGUAAUGCCAGUGGAGAACAGUAUGAAAACGCCACAACAUUUUCUCGGCUGUCCUGGUGUACUCAAUAUAACUAUGACAAUCGUUGUCAGUCUUUAUGCGAUGAUAGGUAUAUUCGGCUAUCUAGCAUAUGGAGAGAAUACAAAGGCAACGGUCACGUUAAAUAUACCAGUUCAGGACAUUUUGGGACAAGUGGUGAAACUUUUGAUCGGAUUGGCUGUACUGUUCACAUACGGAUUACAAUUAUUCGUACCGUUGGAUAUUAUGUGGAAUGCAAUUAGAACGAAAUUCAGUCACAAGUACGAAGCCGUUGGUGAAACGACUUUGAGGGCUGUCAUCGUUUUAUUGACAGUCGGUGUAGCUGUAGGCGUGCAAGAAUUAGAGCCAUUCAUUUCUCUGGUAGGUGCAAUAUUUUUUUCCAUUCUCGGCAUCAGCAUACCCGUUACGGUCGAGACAAUUUCAUGCUGGGACGGACAUUUGGGUACCUUCAAGUGGAGACUUAUUAAAAAUACUAUAUUACUUAUUUUCUCAAUGAUGGCAUUGGUAUUUGGUUCGUGGAUAUCGAUAAAAGAUAUCAUCAAAGCCUAUAAUAAGAAGUAAUUUACAACUAUUGCAAUAGCAAUAAUUUUUGUUAUUUUUUUUCUUUUUGUUUUUAUUUCUUUUUUUUUUUCUUUUUCUUUUUCUUUUUCUUUUUUAUGCGACAUUACUUGCCAUAUAUCUAUAAUGUAUUUCGUAUGAGGAUAAUACGAAAAAGAGAUAACAAAGUAAACACGUCUAGUUUGGAAGCGAUGAUAAAAGAAAAAAAAUAAAAAAAAGGAAGGACAAAAAAGAAACGAUAAUGUGCGAUUAUGCGUACAUAGAAUUCGUUAUUUGUAAUUUUGCGUGCGUCACGCAAUAAAUAAUUCGUUAGUUAUUUCUAACUUUGAGUUAGAGAAAUAAUUCUCGAAUGAAAUGGGACUUAAAAAUUUAUAAUAAUAUUGUAAUCAUUUUUUUGUUUUGUUUCUUUUUUGUGUAGAUAUGUACAUUUUAUAUAUUUCGCAUAUACACACACACACAGACACACACAGACACAUAUAUAUAUAUGUUUAUUAAUAAUAUUAUAGAUAUGCAGAUUUAGCUUGAAAAUUAAUUGGAAAUAUUUUUGAAAUCGUAUAUCUAAUUGAAAAUUCUUUCUUUGUUUGCUUUCUUUUUCUUUUUUUUUUUUUUUUUUUUUCUUUACGAUCGAUUUCUACUUUAAUAUCGUACCAUUUUAGAUUACGUUAAGUCUGCAUUUCGUAUUAAUUUAAAAAUCAAUAAUUCUUUUUUCGUGUGAAUUUUAAUUUAAAAAAAAAAUGUACAUAUAUAGGCAUAACAGUGUUGCUGAGCAAUAUUUAAUUUAAUUAACGAUUUAUGAUUGCAAUUUAAAAAAAUAUUUCAUUAUCUAUAUUAAUUAACUAUUCAAUUUUAAUUAAUUGAAUUCUCAUUUAAGAAUGAUUUGUCAUUUUUUGACAAUUACGACGUGUAUAAGGAAUAAUUCGCCAAUGUGCGAAUUUAACUCAUUCGCGAGAUACACAGCAAAAUGAUAUUUUAAUUCAAAUGUUCUAAAAUCGAAAUAAGAAUUUUCAUUGUUAAUUAAUUAAUUUUAAUGAUGAUUAAAUGACUAAUUUAAUCGUGUCGUACGAUUAAGAUUGCCAUAAAUCAAAAUGAUAAUUAAAUACGAUAUUUCAAUUGCUUUCGUAUAUUGAAUAAUCGUAUAUCGCCUUAAUAACGCAUAUUAUAUAUCAUUUAAAUGUAAAUAGUUUAUUAUGUAACACCAUUCGCGCAUUUAUAUAAGAGCGUUAUUCGUAAACGACGAUGUUUACGUUUAUAAAUAUCUUUUUAUAAACGUACAAACAGAUAGGAUAUUUCAAUCUAAAAAAAAAAAAAAAGGCUAAAACCUUAAAAAAAAAACAAAUAAAAAAAAAAGGAAAGAAAAAAGAAAAAAAGGAAAACAAAGAAAAAAAAAAUAGAAAAAAGAACAAUGGCGAUAACAAAAAAUAGUAGAUCGAAAAUUCCAAAAUCUGUCGAUUAAUUAUUUCUUUCUUUUUCUCUAUAUAUAUUUUCGAAUGUUAUUCGAAUAUUUAUUUAGAACGUACGUGUGUUCUAGGAGUUAAAUAUUGUUCGUGUGUAUCCGAGAGUACCAAAGUCGGAUUAAUUUUUUUCAUCGGAUCGAUCGAUCGUAUUUUCCUUCUUGGUAUCGGUAAUUUGUAGCAUAAUAAAAUCAAUAGAAGUAGACAUAUGCCGAUAACUAAUGGGAGCCAUUGCAAAAUCAAUAUAACACUUCUAAUUCUAUAAAUCAUGAACAUUAAAUCGAAAUUCUUCUUAUCCUCGGUUGUACCCUGUAACAAAAUAAUUUAUAAUCUAUCAUAGAUCGAAAAUAUGUUUAUUUUUUUCUUUUUUUCUUUUUUUUUUGGUUACUUUACUUUUUCUCUAUCUUAUUUUUCUUUUUUCUUUUUCUUUUUCUUCUUCUUUUUUUUUUGUUCAAGUAUUUUCAAUUACUCAGAUUUAUCGUUAGAUCUGUAACGGUUUAGUCCUAAUUAUAUUGUAAUUGAUUAUAAUUUUUCUAUGUUUGUAACUUUUACGAGUUCCUGGUAUUAAUUAUUUGAGUGAAAGAGUAUUAUUAUAUAUGUAAUAUACAUAUAUAUAUAUAUAUAAAAUUUUAUGCGAUAUAAAUUAUAUGUAAUAUAUAAUUAAACACACACAUGUAUGUACACACACACACAUAUAUAUAUAUAUAUUUAGUAUUAUAAUUUUAUAAAUGAUCUAUAAGAAGGAAGGUAUUCCUCCUUCUAAUAGAUCGAAGAGAUAAAACAAAGUUGAAUUAUCACCAUCAUCAUUGUUGUUAUUAUUAUAAAUAAUUAUCAAACCUCGCUUAUCCAAAUAAUCGGAAAGUAACCCUCGGUGACGUUGGCGAGCAAUUCGAUCGGUUGCGGUGAUAUCUUCAUAUUAAUUUGCAUUUUUUUAUAACCAUAAACAGGUUUACCAGUAAGCGUGUCGAUCAAUAUAGAACUCGAAUGAAUUUCCUCUUGGGGAUUCAAAUCCGGCACGUAGUUUAAAAUUUUCGGAUCGGCGUGAAGAAAAUGAGGCUCGGAUAAUAACAUAGGCACUUUCUGUGAAAAAAAGGAGAGACAAAAAAGUAAUAAAAGAUAACAAAACAAAAAAUCACGAUUAAAAUAUUGAAAAAAUAAAUAAAUAAAUAAAUAAAGUAUGGUACCUAAUAGUAGGGAUAUUUUUUAUAUGGAAAAAAAAAAUUGUACAAGAAUUCAUCGUUACAUUGAUUCGUUUUGAAAAAAUUGAAAAUAAUAAUAAUAAAAAAAUAUAUAUAUGUAUAAAUAUAUAUUAUAAUAAUUUACUUCGA